Cucurbita moschata (crookneck pumpkin) is the source of this 1635-nucleotide messenger RNA. Its product is annotated as serine carboxypeptidase-like 7. Bases 2 to 1471 code for a protein of 489 amino acids. The transcript has 14 exons. The record is from RefSeq and is a predicted model, not a curated record. Gene Ontology annotation, molecular function: serine-type carboxypeptidase activity; acyltransferase activity, transferring groups other than amino-acyl groups. Gene Ontology annotation, biological process: secondary metabolic process; proteolysis. NCBI's taxonomy places the organism in Eukaryota, Viridiplantae, Streptophyta, Magnoliopsida, Cucurbitales, Cucurbitaceae.
AAUGAAAAGAAAACCACAUAUCUUGUUGGUUUUCUUUCGAAUUUGGCGCGCUUGGAUUUCUCCGAUGGCCACUCUUGGUGGUUUCAGAUCUAUCCUUGUUCUUCUUUUUCAGGUGCUCUCCGCUGCCGCUGCAGGCUCAUUCUGGAGUGUGAAGUAUCUGCCAGGAUUUUCAGGGCCUCUUCCGUUUGAACUCGAAACUGGAUAUGUCGGUGUGGGGGAUUCGGAGGAAGUUCAGGUGUUUUAUUACUUUGUGAAGUCCCAAGGAAAUCCUCAAACCGAUCCUCUAAUGACAUGGCUCAUCGGAGGUCCCGGUUGCUCUGCUCUCUCUGGAUUCGCCGUGGAAAUCGGUCCAGUAAAUUUCAAGAUAGAGCCAUACAAUGGAAGCACACCCCAACUGAUCUUGAAUCCCCAUUCAUGGACCAAGAAAGCCAGUAUAUUAUUUAUAGAUAUGCCUGUGGGCACUGGAUUUUCAUAUGCUCGAACUCCACAAGGCUUGAAGAAAGGAGAUCUAGUACAAGUUCAACAAAAUCAUCAAUUUUUGCGAAAGUGGCUGACUGAUCACCCAGAGUUCAUUCCUAAUCCAUUUUACGUCGGUGGGGACUCGUAUUCUGGUAUCAUCAUUCCACCUCUUACUCAAGCAAUUUCAGAAGGAAAUAAACAUCUCUUCCCAGCUAUAAACCUUCAGGGAUACAUAGAAGGAAAUCCUUUUAGUGUACGCAGAACAGUUAAUAAUUAUAGGGUUCAUUAUGCUCAUAAGAUGUCCUUCAUCUCUGAUGAACUAUAUGAGUCAUUGAAAACUAGUUGCAAAGGAGAAUUUGAGAGUAUCGAUCCAACUAAUUUGGAGUGCAUCAAACAUGUUUCUACAUAUAAAAAGUGUGUGAGUAGAAUCAGUUUAGCAUGUAUUAUGUGUCCUUAUUGUACCGAUGCUUCUCGAGCGCCAGAAAAUACGUUUGGUGGGCAGAGAUCCCUCUAUGAUACAUCCCAAAAUCUGUUUCUGGCUCCUAGAGUGUUACCUCCUCUUUCUCUUGACUGUGAUGAGUAUAAAUACUACCUUAGUUAUUAUUGGGCCAACGACGAUCAAGUUCGGAAAGCACUUCAUAUACGCGAGGGAACGGUUGAAGAAUGGUUUAGAUGCGAAAGUAAAAAAGAUUAUCAAUUUGAUAUUACGAAUGUUCUUCCUUAUCACGUGAAUCUUAGCUCCAAAGAUUAUCGAUCUUUGAUUUUUAGUGGGGAUCAUGAUAUGAUGGUGCCGAUUCUAGACACUGAAGCAUGGAUCAAGUCUCUAAAUUAUUCCAUUGUCGAUGAGUGGAGACCUUGGUUUGACGAUGAAGAUCAAGUACUUGGGUACACGAGAACUUUUGCAAACAACAUGACAUUUGCCACGAUAAAAGGUGGAGGGCACACACCACAAACAAUGCAAUACCAAACUAGCAUAAUGUUUAAUAGAUGGAUAGCCCGAAAGACGAUAUGAUCCGUUCGAACACUAGCAAGUUCUUGUCAAAUUGUUGAUAUAUUUGUAUAGUGAAAGGUUCUACGAUCUGUUUAUAUUGAUGAAAACUCGUUUAAGUAUCACUAAUAGAAAACAUGGUUUUCGUGGUAGAUAAUGAAGUCAAUAAUCAAGUCGGUUUCAGUGUA